Messenger RNA from Scomber japonicus (chub mackerel), 1915 nucleotides. RefSeq names its product T-box transcription factor 15 (gene tbx15). Gene Ontology annotation, biological process: positive regulation of DNA-templated transcription; regulation of transcription by RNA polymerase II; cell fate specification. The transcript is spliced from 8 exons. The record is from RefSeq and is a predicted model, not a curated record. Gene Ontology annotation, molecular function: RNA polymerase II cis-regulatory region sequence-specific DNA binding; DNA-binding transcription factor activity, RNA polymerase II-specific. Bases 1 to 1836 code for a protein of 611 amino acids. Gene Ontology annotation, cellular component: nucleus. NCBI's taxonomy places the organism in Eukaryota, Metazoa, Chordata, Actinopteri, Scombriformes, Scombridae.
AUGAGUGAGAGGAGGCGAUCUGCCGCAGCUCUGAGCUCUAGAGCCCACGCUUUUUCCGUGGAAGCCCUGAUCGGCUCCAACAAGAAGAGGAAGCUCCGGGGCUGGGAGGAGAAGGAGCUGGAGUUGUCCAUGGAGAGCCUCGCCACGGACGGAGAGGACCCGGCGCACUGUCUGGAUAUGGACCCGGACUCGGAGGCGAGUCCCGGCUCAGACGGAGAGGGUCUGGCCGAGAGGACGUCGUGCUCCUUCGGCUCACCCGCCGACCUUGCCCCCGGCCCCUGCGACCCGUCUCCCCCGGCCUCCAUGGAGGAGAUCCAGGUGGAGCUGCAGUGCGCGGACCUGUGGAAGCGCUUCCAUGACAUCGGCACUGAAAUGAUCAUCACCAAGGCGGGAAGGAGGAUGUUUCCUGCCAUGAGAGUAAAGAUAGCAGGCCUGGACCCUCAUCAGCAGUAUUACAUCGCCAUGGACAUCGUACCCGUGGACAACAAGAGAUACAGGUAUGUGUACCACAGCUCCAAGUGGAUGGUGGCGGGAAACGCUGACUCCCCCGUGCCACCGCGGGUCUACAUCCACCCGGACUCUCUGGCCUCAGGAGACACCUGGAUGAGGCAGGUGGUCAGCUUCGACAAGUUAAAACUCACCAACAACGAGCUGGACGACCAGGGACAUAUCAUCCUCCACUCCAUGCACAAGUACCAGCCUCGCGUUCAUGUCAUCAGGAAGGACUUCAGCAGCGAACUGUCGCCCAACAAGCCGGUGCCCAGCGGGGAGGGAGUCAAGACCUUCAGCUUCCCUGAGACGGUCUUCACUACUGUCACUGCUUACCAGAACCAGCAGAUCACCAGACUAAAGAUCGACCGAAACCCGUUCGCCAAAGGUUUCCGAGACUCAGGCAGAAACAGGACCGGCCUGGAGGCGAUCAUGGAGACCUAUGCUUUCUGGAGACCUCCUGUGAGGACCCUCACGUUUGAAGAUUUCACCAAUAUGCAGAAACAGCAAGGUGGAAGCACAGGAACUUCUCCCACAACUUCCAGCACAGGAACCCCGUCCCCAUCUGGUGCGGCACACCUCCUGUCCCCCUCCUGCUCCCCUCCAACCUUCCACCUGGCCCCCAACACCUUUAAUGUAGGCUGCAGGGAGAGCCAGCUCUGCAACCUGGGGCUGUCUGAGUAUCCAGCCUGCGCCCGCAGCAACAUGGCGGCCCUGCAGGGCUACGGCGGCCUGGCCGACAGUUCCUACGGACGCCUCCAGGCCGCAGGGGGCGCUGUGGCCUCCGCUCAGCCCUCCGAAUCCUUCCUGCCACAGAGGACUUCCUCCUUGAUUGCCGCCGGCAUGCAGGGUGGCCCGCACGCCUCCCUGACCGGCGGCGGCGGUGGCGGCAGCAGCACCGGAGGAAAGAUGGAUGCCUACAGCGGUCAGCUGGGCUCCUUCCCAGCCUCGCAGCUUCAGUAUGUGAUGCAGGCGGGGGGUAGCUCCAGCACCGCCUCAUCCUCUUCAUCCGGAUCCUCACCUUCCUCCGCUCACAUGUUCAGCGGGAGCCACCAUCACGUGCAGCAGGGCUCCUAUAAUGCUUUCUCCCUGCACAACCCUUACAACCUGUACGGAUACAACUUCCCCACCUCUCCUCGCCUGGCCGCCAGCCCCGAGAAGCCCCAGGGAGGGUUGCUGUGCUCCUCCUCUCCCGCGGGGGCUUUCGCCGAGCGCCAGUACCUGUCCAACGGAGGCAUGGACACUAUGCACAUGAUCGGCAACACCAGCGGCGGUCAGCAAGGCGGUGGCUCCUGCGACGGCCGUCAGUAUAGUUCCACCUCUCAGAUGUCAAUGCACAUGGUGUAAAAAAAAAAACAAGGGAGCCCUCAUAGUUCUCCAUGUCCAAAGUCUUUCAGCUGAAAAGCAAAUCUAAAAAAAAAAAAUC